AUGGAGGGCGAAAAUCAAAUAAGUGACCACUCGAUCGCCCCAAGAUCCGGUCUAAACCCAGACGAUCCACUACCAUCCAUCGAGAGCAACGAUGCAGGCUCUAUACAAGAUUUGUCAGCUCCAAUACCUCGUGCUAGAGAACGAAGACCACAAAGAGGUGGGUUAAUCGGAAGUCAGCGUUAUCAAAGAGUCCCCAGUUCCUCCCAAGUCCCACCACACCUUUUGAGAGCAAGAAGAGGCUCCAGUCCCGCGUAUGCAGCAGCUCUCAGUCCUUACCUUGGCCCUAUAAAUCCUCGAGGACAUCAAAGACUUUCUGAUAAUCCAGUACCUGCCAUGAUGCCUAAUCAGGUCCAGAUGCCAGAGUCUUACUUGCGAACAGCCAACACUGAGAACACGCAGUCAUUGUCUUGGACUCGCAAUAAUAACACAGCAGGCUCUAAUCACCCGACAAGAGCACAAUUACAACCAAAACAAGAUGUAUCUUCUGGUCAAGUAGCUGAUCAGACUAUGGCAGACCGUGUUCAACAUCUUUCUGGAAACUUCCACUAUUCAGGUCCUAUCAGCUACAAUCCACUCACCGAGGCACUCAAUCCCCAAAACGCUUCAUUCUACCCAACACCGAUGUCCCCAAACCCAAGAAAACGUCGUCAAAUGCAAUCUAAUGCUGCUCAUCACUCCUCCAAUCGGCAAUCAGACCCCUCUAAUCAAAGGUCCUCUCAACGAGAUUCAUAUAUGGGAGGCAUGGAAUCAUCAGUAGAUUUACAAGCAUUGAGAAGCGUAGCUGUUGGAUCAAGUAAUGCUACUCAAGGCCCUUGGGGUGUUCAACUUCCUAAGCAAUCCGAAAGAAAGAGAGGGCGCACAAUAGGCUCCAAGAACAACAACACGGGCUCUACAACUAUGCAGCCCCCACCACCGCGAUCAGUUACUCCCAGUCGUCCAGAAAGAAGUCCCGUUCCGUCAUUUGCUAUCCCGGUAGCUCUCAACGAACAAAUAGCUACACCACAUUCAAAGCGUGAAGCUAAUUUCAGUCUCGUCAAAAAUGCUGCUGCGAUGCUUGAUCCGUUCACCAAAAUAGUUCCAGGUACUGUCAAGCUAGUAGCGGAUAAUGGUCAAGUGUGGGAGUACAAGUAUGCGGGAACUAGACGAAAUUGGAAGAAAGGUCAAGGCGGAAAGGUCACUGUCGCAAAGCUCAACGAAUGGGCAAAUUCUAUCUUACGUCGCAGACUUCCUGGAAGCUUUCCUCCUGCUGCAAAGAAAGGAGUCUAUUCUGCUCCUCCUCCACCCAAGCCAAAGAAUGAUAAGUGGACAGAGUGGGAAAGAGCAUUCCUAGAGGCACAUAUCCUGGACGAAGUAAAGGCAAAGAAGGCCAAUCUAGACGAAGAAGAUUGGCAACUUAUCGCAGAAGCCCAGAAUGAGGAGUUUUCUGGCCAUAAGAGACUUCCCAGAUUGCCUAUGGCACAACUUACCUCGCGUAGUCUCACCAUUGAUGAUGUUCCGGUCAUUAGAGGUGGGGGCUAUACUAAGACCGAGGGUUAUUUUCCAGAGCGCUCAAGCUCGGAGAUUCAGACCAUCCUCUACCAUUGGCCUGAUAUUCAUGAGAAAAUUAAGCAAGUGAUUAGGAGACAUCGUGGAAAAAUUCCAACUUAUGUAGAUUGUGACACCGAUAUCAGUGAUUCGGAGCGUACGUCAGAUGAUGAGAAUGGAGAUAAGAAAGCAGAUGCAGCUGAUAUUGGUGCUUAA
Botrytis fragariae is the source of this 1740-nucleotide messenger RNA. RefSeq lists its product as uncharacterized. NCBI's taxonomy places the organism in Eukaryota, Fungi, Ascomycota, Leotiomycetes, Helotiales, Sclerotiniaceae. Bases 1 to 1740 code for a protein of 579 amino acids. The record is from RefSeq and is a predicted model, not a curated record. The transcript has 3 exons.